Molecule: messenger RNA, 2494 nt
Organism: Fopius arisanus
Lineage: Eukaryota; Metazoa; Arthropoda; Insecta; Hymenoptera; Braconidae
Gene: E(z)
Product: histone-lysine N-methyltransferase E(z)
Exons: 7
Coding region: 87-2348 (753 amino acids)
Biological process (GO): heterochromatin formation
Cellular component (GO): nucleus; ESC/E(Z) complex
Molecular function (GO): protein binding; histone H3K27 methyltransferase activity; chromatin binding
Source: RefSeq, a predicted model, not a curated record
AUGGCGGCACGCGUCUGUCGAGCUUUGUUCUCUUUAUAAAAUUUUCUGGUUUUUUAUUGUUGUUUUGAGGAAUUAGUUGUUUUAUAAUGUCGAAGGCCAAAGUUCCGGCGGAGUGGAAGAAGCGGGUCAAGUUGGAAUAUGUCAAGUUGAGGGAGAAGAAGAGGGAUAAAAGAGCGGAUGAGGUGAAAAUCGCGUGGAACCAGAAUCGAAAAGUUAUGACGGUAGAUCUCCUGGUUGCUGAGCAGAAACGUUGGGCUGAUGGCAAAGCAAUGUGGCUGGCGAUGCAGGAUGUUCCAGCUCAUGUCUCCUGCAUGAAAAAGGGUGAAGUCACGAGCUCCGAUGGAGAUGUCCAGAGUUUUCCCGUAAAAAUCAUCAACGCCGUCACUCCAAUUCCGACAAUGUACACCUGGGCUCCCAUACAGCAGAAUUUCAUGGUUGAGGACGAAACCGUUCUCCAUAAUAUACCGUACAUGGGGGAUGAGAUUCUAGAUCAGGACGGAACGUUCAUUGAGGAACUCAUAAAAAAUUACGAUGGAAAGGUUCAUGGAGACAGAGAAUCUGGAUUUAUGGAUGACCAACUGUUCGUCGAUCUGGUAAACGAGCUCGUGAAAUACGAGAAGGAUGAUAAAGAGAAGGAAGCACCAAGGAGAACUAGAGACGACAAGGAGAAGAAAGAGGUCGAUGUGAAGCAUGAGAAGUCAGAGGAGGGAAAAGAAGAUAAGGAUAUCUCCCGUUUUCCCUCGAUGCAGGUCUUCAACGCGAUCUCGAGUCAAUUCUCUGAUAAAGGGAGACCAGAAGAGCUCCGGGAGAAGUACAUCGAGCUGACAGAGAGGUCUGAUCCUAAUGUACUGCCUCCAGAAUGCACUCCAAACAUCGACGGAGUAAAUGCAAAGAAUGUACCUAGGGAGCAAACGAUGCACUCUUUCCACACGCUCUUCUGUCGGAGAUGUUUCAAAUACGACUGUUUUCUCCAUCCAGCCAGAGGGACCUCACCGCAAGGGCUUCAAGUGUGUCACCCUGGGCCCAAUUUGCAAAAGAGGAAAGGCCCUGAUCUCAAACCAUUUUCGGAUCCCUGUGGUACUGAGUGUUACAUGCAUUUGGAAGGAAUGAAGGAGAAAUUGGCAGCUCAGGCAGCUGACAUCAAGGACGAGGAGGGGGAUGACAAGCGUCCUCGUAAAGUUCGUAAACAAGCGAGUGUUGAUUCUGGUAAUGAGGCAAGUAGUGAGGACAGUAAUGAUAGUAAUAAGUACAGCCAGGGUGGCAGUUGUCAAGACUUCAAGCAAAAUGUGAAUCAAGACUCAAAACCUGAGGAGAUGGAGGAGGAACAGGCGCAGCCAGAUCACCAGAGUCCCUUCACCCUGUUGGGUCUAAACAAACGAGUAAAAACCGAAAGUGAAUACUCAUGGACAGGCUCAGAGCAGAGUCUCUUCCGAAUUCUCCACAAGGCAUUUCCAGGUAAUCCCUGUGCUCUAGCCCAGAUAAUGCUCACUAAAACCUGCCAGGAGGUGUACGAAUUCGCCCAGAAGGAGGAGCACGACAUUCCAGCUAUCGAGAGCAUGAAGGACUUCACACCACCCAGGAAAAAGAAGAAGAAGCAUCGCCUCUGGUCCAUGCACUGCAGAAAAAUUCAACUGAAGAAGGACUCGGGUGCCAAUCACGUGCACAACUUUGCCCCCUGCGAUCAUCCUGGGAGGGCCUGCGACAACUCCUGUCCCUGCAUUCAGGCCCAAAAUUUCUGUGAGAAAUUCUGCCAGUGCAGCACCGAAUGCCAGAAUAGAUUUCCUGGCUGCAGGUGCAAAGCACAGUGCAAUACAAAACAGUGUCCUUGUUACUUGGCUGUCAGAGAGUGCGAUCCUGAUUUGUGUCAGACAUGUGGUGCUGAUCAGUUUCACAUCACCAAGAUAUCGUGCAAAAAUGUCAGUGUCCAGAGGGGACUCCACAAACACCUGCUUAUGGCACCAUCUGAUGUCGCUGGGUGGGGAAUUUUUCUCAAGGAAUCAGCUGCCAAAAAUGAAUUCAUAUCUGAGUACUGCGGGGAGAUCAUCAGCCAGGACGAGGCUGAUAGGAGGGGCAAGGUUUACGAUAAAUACAUGUGCAGCUUUCUGUUCAAUCUUAAUAAUGAUUUUGUCGUUGAUGCCACGAGAAAGGGAAACAAAAUACGAUUUGCCAAUCACUCUAUCAAUCCCAAUUGCUAUGCCAAGGUCAUGAUGGUUAAUGGCGAUCACAGGAUUGGAAUUUUUGCUAAACGAGCUAUUCAGCCCGGGGAGGAACUGUUUUUCGAUUACAGAUAUGGACCGACCGAGCAGCUAAAGUUUGUUGGAAUCGAGCGUGAGAUGGAGUUCCUCUGAAUCAUCGAGGAGAAAUAUCUUCACCAGAUGUUGUAAAUACCUAUGAUUCACGUGAUCUAUUUACCCCAUAAACCCUGAGAAACCGAACCCUAUAUAUUUUAUCUUUUACUCCUUUUCAUAUGAAAUAAAAAAAAAUUGAUUACAGA